AUGUCUGACUCUGACAUCGAAGCUUCCAAGCGGGCUGCCGCUAAGACUGCCGUCGCAAACCACUACCCCAAGGAUGCCCGCUGGGUUGGAAUUGGUAGCGGUACGACAAUUGUCUACGUUGUCGAGGCUAUCAUCGCCCUCGGUGUCGAUACUACUCACACCCGCUACGUGCCGACUGGCUACCAGUCCCGCCAGCUGAUCCUCAACGCCGGAUUGACGGCUGUCGAGUUCGAUGGUGUCCCCUUUGGCACAGUGCUGGAUGUGGCCUUUGACGGUGCUGACGAAGUCGACGACGAUUUGAACUGCAUCAAGGGAGGUGGCGCAUGCUUGUUCCAAGAAAAGCUAGUUGCGAUGCAGGCAAAGGAGUUCAUUUGCGUUGCUGACUCGCGCAAGUUACAGUCCCGCCUCCUCACAAGCUGGAAAUACAUCCCCAUUGAAGUCGCUCCCAUCGCUGCCUUCCGUGUUCUGAACAAGCUCAAGGAACUUGGUAGCAUUGACCCCGUCAUCCGCACCAAUACCGAUGAGAAGGAGGGCCCUCGCAAGACUGACCAGUCUUUCUUCCUUAUUGACGCUCCGUUCAAGCAGCUACUGAACAAGACCGAUAUCGAGGCUGGUAAGGAUGGUUCUGGCAAGGAUGGUGUGUGGGAGGUGAACCUUCUUGCGCAGAAGAUUAAGGAGAUUGUUGGUGUGCUGGAUGUAGGUAUCUUCUCUGGCAUGACUGGACCCCAGGCUACUGCUGCUGGUGGGGCUGGUGGGCAGCGGCCAGUAGCGGCGUACUUCGGUAUGCCAGAUGGGUCAGUGUCGAUGCGAAAGGCUGAGUAG
Penicillium taxi is the source of this 822-nucleotide messenger RNA. Its product is annotated as ribose-5-phosphate isomerase RKI1. Gene Ontology annotation, molecular function: ribose-5-phosphate isomerase activity. Lineage: Eukaryota; Fungi; Ascomycota; Eurotiomycetes; Eurotiales; Aspergillaceae. Bases 1 to 822 code for a protein of 273 amino acids. Gene Ontology annotation, cellular component: intracellular membrane-bounded organelle. The transcript has 2 exons. The record is from RefSeq and is a predicted model, not a curated record. Gene Ontology annotation, biological process: pentose-phosphate shunt, non-oxidative branch; D-ribose metabolic process.